Messenger RNA from Mercurialis annua (annual mercury), 1194 nucleotides. RefSeq lists its product as uncharacterized. NCBI's taxonomy places the organism in Eukaryota, Viridiplantae, Streptophyta, Magnoliopsida, Malpighiales, Euphorbiaceae. The coding region runs from base 1 to 1194 and encodes 397 amino acids. The transcript is spliced from 5 exons. The record is from RefSeq and is a predicted model, not a curated record.
AUGGAGACAGAUGUUCACAUGGACGCAAUGUGGCACGACUGUGACGACUAUGCGGAUGUAGACGAUGGUGAUGAUUUUAGUGAUGAAGAUGAGGAAGAAGAGCACUUCUACGAGGCCGUUGCUGAUGACAACGAGGAUGAUGAUGAUGAUGAUGACAUUGGUGGUGAGAAUGGAGAUGGCACCCAUGGUAAGAAUGUCGGUGGUGAGUCGGAACAAAAUACAGAUCAUUUUGAGUCGCGCCUUCCUCAUGAGUACACGCAUCAGAAUGUUGACGACAUGCGUGUCAAUAUGAAUCUGUGGCCUAAAGAAAAUGCAAUAUGGGAAGCUGGCAAAGAGUUUGAAUUGGGGAUGGUUUUUAGUUCGAGGUUGCGUGCGUCGCUUUUAAAAGGCGAGACAGAUUGGAUGAUAACAAGAUAUAACGGCCCCCACCAAUGUAGCGGCCAAUCAAUGAACCAAGACCAUCGCAAUUUAAGAGCGCGACGGAUAGCUGAACACAUCGACACGCAAUUGCAACGUGACAUUAGGAUUAAAACGCUUCGAGAGGGGAUUUUUCAAAAACUGCGAGUUAGGCCUGGAUAUAAAAAAACUUGGUAUGCCAAGAAAAAGGCCAUUGCAAACAUGUUCAGAGAAUGGGACGACUCUUUCAAGGAGAUUUGCAAUUUUAUGACGAAUGUCACCGUUGCUAAUCCCAGGACAGUCUGGCAUGCUACCGGUACACCAAUUGAAAACAAUUCACAAUUCAGAACUUUCAAGCAUAUGUUUUGGACUUACGAGCCAGUGAUGAAGGGUUUUCAGUAUUGCAAGCCUGUGGUGUACAUCGACGGUACCCACACAUAUGGAAAAUACGAAAUGACUUUGCUGAUUGCUUCUGCAAUUGAAGGGAACAAUCACAUCAUGCCGAUAGCUUUUGCCAUUGUGAAGUCGGAAACUGCCGCAUCCUGGAGGUAUUUCAUGAGGAUGUUGAAGAGGUAUGUUUUGGGUGAGCGAAAGGUGUGUAUCAUAUCUGAUCGAGGCUCCGGUAUUAUGAGUGCCAUGGAGGGGCCUGAGUGGGCGGGUGAUACCCACAAGUGGUGUAUUAGACGCCUAGUGAGCAACUUUUCCACAACGCCUUCAAGAAAAAAUAUCUCAAGAAGCUUGCUGAAAAAACUGGACGCGCAUACCAAGAGCAUAAAAGAGAUCGGUACAUGUCAUUGA